AUGACUGUUGUCUUUGAUAAUUUUUUUCCGCCAUUUUUUUGUUUUCUCUGUUUAUCUUUUCUUUCCGUUAUUUUUCGUUUUCUGUUUUUCUUUUCGAUAUUUUUGUUCCACUUUGUUUCAUUGUUUUUCUCUUUAACCAAAUCUUUCUUUUCAUCAUUGGCUACGGUAACUGUUUUCUCUUUUCUGUCUUUUUCCUUCUUUAUAUCCAAUACCUCUUUUUCCUUUCUUUCUUUCUUUCUUUCUUUCUUUCUUUCUUUCUUUCUUUCUUUCUUUCCUCCCUCCUUCUCUAAGUUUAUCUUUCCUUCCGCCAUUGUUUCCUGUAUCCUUUUAAUUCCUUUCUCUGUUUCAUUGUAUCUCUUUUUAAACAUUUCUCGAUCUCUUUUUCUCUCUCUUCCCCCGCUCUCUUUCUUCUGCGUUUAUUCCGUCAUUAAUUCUUUUGCCAUUGAUAAUUUCUUCUUCCUAUUCUUCUUAUUAUUCUUCUUCUUUUCUCCUACUUCUCCUCCUCCUCCUCCUCCGUCUUCAUUUAUUAUACUCUUCUUUCUCUUUCUCUUUCUCCUCCUUCUUCUUCUUCUUCUUCAUUUCUCAUCCUCAUUCCCCUCAUCCUCUUCCACUUCCUCCUUUUUCUUCUUCUUCUUCUUCUUCUUCUUCUUCUUUUCUCCACCUCCUCCGUCUGCUCCUCGUUCUUCUUUAUUUCUCAUCAACAUCCUCCUCCUCUUUCUCUUCAUCCUCUUCCGCCUUCUCCUUUUUCUUCUCCUUUUUCUUCUUCUUUUCUCCUCCUCUCUCUUCUCCACCUCCUCCUUCUUCAUUUCUCAUCAUUAUCCUCCUCUUUCUCCUCAUCCUCUUCCUGUUCCUCCUUUUUCUCUUCUUCUUCUUCUUCUUUUCUCCUCCUCCUCCCUCUUCAUUUCUCAUCCUUAUUCUCCUCAUUCUCUUCCUCUUCCUCCUUUUUUCCUUCUUUUCUUCAUUUCUCCUCUUCCCUCUCCUCCUCCUUUUCUCCUCCUCCUUCUUUUCUCCUCCUACUCCUUUUCUCCUCCUACUCCUUUUCUUUUCUCCUCCUACUCCUUUUCUCCUCCUACUCCUUUUCUCCUCCUACUCCUUUUCUCCUCCUACUCCUUUUCUCCUCCUACUCCUUUUCUUUUCUCCUCUUCCUCCUCCUUCUCCACUUUUGCCCCAUUGCCGUCCCUUCCCCCAUUGCUUAGAUUUUGUAGAAGAAUUAAGAAAUUAGCAUCAAAGUCCGCAUUUUUGUACCCAUUUCAGUUCUUUGUAUAUUCCCCUUCUUUCUUUCUUUCUUUCUUUCUUUCUUUCUUUCUUUCUUUCUUCCCUCCCUCCUUCUCCAAGUUUAUCUUUCCUUCCGUCAUUGUUUCUUGUAUCCUUUUAUUUCCUUUCUCUGUUUCAUUGUAUCUCUUUUUAAACAUUUCUCGAUCUCUUUUUCGCUCUCUUCCCGCGCUCUCUCGUUUCCUUACAUCUCUUUAUUGUUUACCGCGUCUUUACUCUCCUUUCUUUCUCCUUUUCAUCAAUUACCUCUUAUAG
Acanthosepion pharaonis is the source of this 1527-nucleotide messenger RNA. Lineage: Eukaryota; Metazoa; Mollusca; Cephalopoda; Sepiida; Sepiidae. The record is from the annotation of a GenBank genome assembly.